This is a messenger RNA of Macrosiphum euphorbiae (potato aphid), 1800 nucleotides long. The record is from the annotation of a GenBank genome assembly. NCBI's taxonomy places the organism in Eukaryota, Metazoa, Arthropoda, Insecta, Hemiptera, Aphididae.
AUGACGGUGAUACCCACGUUCGUUAUCGAUAAGAUAUUUUCAAAGAUAUUCAGAAGACAGUCGAAGAAUUAUACCGUAGAACGUAAUGUCGGAGUUUUCAAAGAUGACAAACGAACGGAAAAGACACAUGAAGAUCCAGUUUCUAUGGCCAUUGGCGAAUUCGGCCGAUGGCAAGCUAUGCUUACUUUAAUUUUGUCCUUGUUAAAUUUGCCUUGUACAUGGCACAUAUUCGUACUAACGUUCCAGGGGGCAGAUACGGACUUCUGGUGUACACCGCCGCCGGGUGUACUGAACCGGAUAUCCGUGGACGAAUGGAAAAAUUUAAGUGGUGUAAUCUCCGAAUCACCAACAAGCAAUGUUUCAGUAUACGAUCCUUGUCAUUAUCGUGACUUGGACUACGAAAGUUUACUCGGUAAAUUUAGUUACAGAGAAUUAAUUAAAAAUAAAACAGAUCAAUAUGAGCUUAAAACGUGUACUUCGUGGCAGUUCAAUACUACUGAAUUCGGUGAUACAAUCACUUCCGAAUGGAACCUAGUUUGUGACAGAAAAGAAUUAAAAAACUUUGCUGAGAUGAUGUUCUUGAUGGGUGUUGCUUUUGGAGGUUUCUUCUCAGGACUCGUGUCAGACAGAUUUGGUAGAAAGAAGACGUUGAUGGCUUCCUUAAUCAUGCAGUUGGCUCUUGGCAUUUUAGUCGCUAUUUGUCCUUGGUUUGAAUUCUAUCUGGUAUUGAGAUUUAUUUUGGGAUUUGUUUGUGUGAGCAUCGUCUUUAGUGGUUUUGUGUUGUGCAUGGAACUGGUCGGUGGUAAGUGGUUGACAAUCGCUGGAGUUCUUUACUUGCUCCCGGUUCCUAUGAGCUACAUUAUUAUAUCCGGAAUCGCAUACAUAUGCAGAGGAUGGAGGUUACUGCAGUGGUGUGUCACUUUACCCGCCGUAUUUUUCUUGGUUUUGCAUUGGUUUGUUCCCGAAUCUCCGAGAUGGUUAUUGGCCAUGGGCAGAGUGGAUGAGACUAUGGAAGUUUUGGAAAAGGCCUCUAAAAUCAAUAAGCACCCCUUGCCAGUGAAUAUGGACAAAAUUCUUAAACAAAGUAUAAACAAAUUCGAAAUUAAUGGCAAACCUAAAGUACGAGUUUCAGAUUUAUUUCGUACCAAAAACAUUAGAAAGAUUUCCCUUGUUUUAUACAUACUUUGGUUCAGUCUAUACUUAGUAUACUAUGGGCUUGUACUUAAUCUGUCUAACAUCGGUGGAAAUAUAUACAUAAACACUAUAAUAUCAGGUUUGGUCGAAAUUCCAGCAAUAUUGAUUAGUGUGGUAAUAUUGCUCAAAAUGGGUCGAAGAAUUCCAUUGUGCCUUACCAUGGUAGCCGGAGGAAUUGCGUGUUUGCUAACUACUAUUCUACCAGCAGAUACGGAUGAGUGGAUAUCGCUAUCGUUGGUGAUGGCUGGCAAAUUUUCCGUGUCGUCGUCAAACGUUAUUAUGCCUCUCUACACAGCCGAAUUGUUUCCAACUGUUAUAAGGAAUUUAGGCGUGGGAACUUCAAAUAUACCAGCAGGAAUUGCACUUAUUAUGGUGCCAUACCUUUGGAACUUAUCUCCGUUGAGCAAAGUCUUACCGUUAUUGGUACUGGGAACAGUCAGCGUCAUUGGUGGCUUGUCUGUACUUAUGUUACCAGAAACAGGCAGUUAUCUUUCUGAUACAUUAGAAGAAGUAGAAGAUUGUAUUAGCACAUCAAAUAGUACACAGAAAAAAUAUAUCGAUACAAUAAGUAGUAACGUACAAAGUUCACCAUCCGAGAAAGAAUAA